Molecule: messenger RNA, 1713 nt
Organism: Fusarium graminearum PH-1
Lineage: Eukaryota; Fungi; Ascomycota; Sordariomycetes; Hypocreales; Nectriaceae
Exons: 4
Coding region: 1-1713 (570 amino acids)
Biological process (GO): transmembrane transport
Molecular function (GO): transmembrane transporter activity
Source: RefSeq, a predicted model, not a curated record
AUGAGUAAAGAAGACGACCAGACUCAAGAGUCUCAUCCUCAUCACCACCCCCUGACACGCGAACCGACACGAGAAGAGAAGACCCGCGAGGCCAUAGCCGAGGGCCACGAUGCCGAUAUCCCCAGCAACAUUGGCUUCAUCCCCACCGAAGCGGACGAGCAGCGUCGAAGGAGCAGUGUUGCUAGGAGUAGACGAGCCAGCCAUGCGAGCAAAAGAGCAGCGUCUCCAGAUCCAAACAAAGAGAGUGGCGAUGUAAGAGAUGAAGAGGAGGGUGCUUCGCAAACCCAGAGUGAGAGCGACAUUGUCUGGUGGGAUGGUGAUAAGGACCGACAGAACCCGUACAACUUUGCGACAUGGAAAAAGGUCCUCAAUUGUUUUUUGGUAUCGGCUUUGACAUUUGUUACACCUUUGGCCUCGUCAAUGUUUGCCCCCGGUGUUCCACAGCUCAUGGUCGAAUUCGGCAGCAGAAGCCCUGAACUAGCAUCUUUCUGUGUCUCAGUCUAUGUGCUAGGCUUUGCAGCGGGCCCCAUGAUUUUCGCUCCUUUGUCCGAAAUCUAUGGACGUCAAAUAGUGUAUCACUGCUGCAACGUUGGUUUCAUCGUCUUUAUCAUUGCUUCUGCCAAAGCUCCUACCUUGAGCAGCUUCAUAGCAUUCCGUUUCCUCAGUGGCACAUUUGGAUCAGCACCCAUUACGAAUGGUGGCGGUACAAUCGCCGAUAUGAUAGUCCAGGAGAAGCGCGGCGCAGCCAUGGCCAUCUUCAGUAUCGGACCUCUUCUGGGUCCCAUCAUCGGUCCUGUAGUCGGCGGUGUCGUGACUGAUGCUCUAGGUUGGCGCUGGGUGUUUUGGAUCAUCGCCAUCAUAUCUGGUGUCUUGUCGACUGUCUUUUUCUUCGCCUCCGAAGAGACCUACGCGCCUGUGAUUCUUGCCCGAAAGACAAAGAGACUUCAAAAGGAAACUGGUAAUGACCGUCUACGAUCGAAACUCGAUGCUGGAUUGAGCCCGGCGGAUUACUUCAAGCGUGGUAUCUUACGUCCGUUCAAGAUGCUUGCCUUUUCGCCCAUUUGUAUCAUCUGUGGCGUGUACGUUGGUCUCGCCUACGCAUACCUAUAUCUUCUCUUCACUAGUCUUACACCGCUCUUCAUGCGCAUCUACCACUUCAACACAGUCAACGCCGGUCUAACAUUCCUUGGGUUGGGAGUUGGUAGCUUGAUUGGCGUGGGCUACUUUUCCGUCUCAAGCGACAAAUACAUGAAGAAGAAGGCGGCCUUAGCUAAAGAGCAGGGCAUCGUCGAACUAUCUGAGAUAAUGAAGCCUGAGUAUCGACUUCCACCCCUCAGAUUCGGAGCUAUUCUGCUUCCAGUCGGAUUCUUCAUCUAUGGCUGGACUGCUGAGUACGAGACACACUGGAUUGCACCUAUUCUAGGAACAUGUGUUAUCGGCGUCGGAAACCUUGUCAUUUUCAUGUCUCUGCAAAUGUAUCUGAUCGACACCUUCACCAUCUAUGCAGCUUCAGCCCUCGCUGCUAAUGCUGUCAUGCGAUCCAUCGCCGGAGCGGUUCUCCCUCUUGCUGGACUGCCCAUGUACAACAAGCUUGGUAUGGGCUGGGGAAAUAGUCUGCUUGGAUUUAUUGCUGCUGCGCUGAUUCCUGCACCAUGGCUGUUCAUCAAGUAUGGCGAACAUUUGAGAAAGAAGUUUGAGAUUAAGAAUUUGUAA